AUGGUGCCGUUAGAAAGAUCGACCACCACGGUGUUGCCGCCGCCGAGCUCGCUGCCGGUGGGGUUCAGGUUCCAUCCGACGGACGAGGAGCUCAUCAAUCACUAUCUGAAGCUGAAAAUCAACGGCUCAAAGGCAGAAGUCAGUAUGAUCCGCGAAAUUGACAUCUGUAAACUGGAGCCCUGGGACCUACCUGAUUUGUCUAUCAUUAAAUCAUAUGACAAUGAGUGGUUCUUCUUCUGCCCUAUAGAGCGGAAGUACCAAAAUGGGCAGAGGAUGAACCGAGCUACAGAGCAAGGGUACUGGAAGGCAACUGGGAAAGAUAGGAAUAUACUCAGUAAAAAGCGCGUAAAGAUUGGGAUGAAGAAGACGUUGGUGUACUAUGAAGGGCGAGGCCCUAACGGAAAAAGGAGUAAUUGGGUUAUUCAUGAGUAUAGGGCUACUGGUGAGACUCCGUUUGUGCUUUGUCGUCUCUUUAAGAAGAAUGAAAAUGGUGAAAGUCGAAACAGCAAUGGGGUUGAGCCAAAUGUUUCUUCUCCUAUUGUUGUCAAGUCGCCCGGUGAAGAUGAUCAAUCGGAUCGCAUUAAUGCUAAUAAUGCAGAAAAGUAUGUGGACAUUGUGCAUGAUCAUGAUCUGGAAGAAGCAUUGGCAUACCUUUAUGAGCCUUCAGAAGAACAUUUCGAUAUCUUUUCUCUGCCACAAACAGAGAUGGAGGGGUUAGGAUUUUCCUAUGCUGUUACAAAUGACAUCCAGUCUCUGAGUGAAACAAAUAUAUCUGAUGCAAAUGAGUUUAUGAACUCAUUCCUUGUUAGUUCAGAUGAGAUUCCCUAUGCAAAUGGUUCUAUAUAA
Ipomoea triloba (trilobed morning glory) is the source of this 846-nucleotide messenger RNA. Its product is annotated as NAC domain-containing protein 91-like. Gene Ontology annotation, biological process: regulation of DNA-templated transcription. The coding region runs from base 1 to 846 and encodes 281 amino acids. NCBI's taxonomy places the organism in Eukaryota, Viridiplantae, Streptophyta, Magnoliopsida, Solanales, Convolvulaceae. Gene Ontology annotation, molecular function: DNA binding. The record is from RefSeq and is a predicted model, not a curated record. The transcript has a single exon.